Molecule: messenger RNA, 5601 nt
Organism: Sceloporus undulatus (fence lizard)
Lineage: Eukaryota; Metazoa; Chordata; Lepidosauria; Squamata; Phrynosomatidae
Gene: ECE1
Product: endothelin converting enzyme 1
Exons: 18
Coding region: 341-2593 (750 amino acids)
Biological process (GO): peptide hormone processing
Cellular component (GO): plasma membrane
Molecular function (GO): metalloendopeptidase activity
Source: RefSeq, a predicted model, not a curated record
GGCCGGGAAGGCAUGUGGCAACUGGCCCUGGGAGUGUGGGCCGCAGAGUCUGAAGCGUGUCCUGUUCCCUGAGAUCCGUCGUCCCGGGGAGGGAGAAGGCAGGGCCUGAGUCACAGCCGAGGGAGGAAGGCAGCCCUGUGGGGCUCCUGCGUUUCCUCCUCCUUCCGUCCCACAUCUCUCCCGGAGCCUCUGGGCGUGGGCAAGCCAGGCUCAGAUGCACCCAGAGCAUUACUCUGGCUAGGCUCUUCCUCCUCUUCCUUUCGGAGCAAAACAAGGAGCAAGAGUCGGUCCUUCCAACCCGGUCUGGUCUUGGCAAUCUUUUCCUGGGCUGAUAAAAGAGAUGUCGACCUACAAGAGGGCAACCCUGGACGAGGAGGAACUGGUGGACGCCAUGGAGGGAGACGUCUAUCCCAAUGGGAUCCAGGUGAAUUUCCGAGGGCCGUCGAGUGGCAAGAACUGCUGGUCGCAGCGGACGCAGACCGAGAAGCGGCUCCUGGCGUUGACGGCGGUCCUGUUGGUCAGCCUCCUGGCCUGCAGCCUGGCCCUCUUCUUCCAGUACCGAUCCAGGCCAUGCCUGACCGAAGCUUGCAUCACAGUGACCAGCUCCAUCCUGAGCUCCCUGGACCGUUCGGUGGACCCCUGCGAGGACUUCUUCAGCUACGCCUGCGGAGGAUGGAUCAAGGCAAACCCCAUCCCUGACGGCCAUUCCCGCUGGGGCACCUUCAACAAGCUCUGGGAACACAACCAGGCCACCCUUAAGCACCUCCUGGAGAACGCCACGGCCAACGUGUCCAGCGAGGCCGAGCGCAAGGUCCAGCGCUACUACCAGUCCUGCAUGAACGAGACCAAGAUCGAGCAGCUGAAGGCCAAGCCCCUCAAGGACCGCAUCCAGAAGCUUGGGGGCUGGAAUAUCAGCGGUCCCUGGGAGGGGUCCGACUUCAACAAGACCCUUCUGGAGGCGAUGGCCCACCACCACGUCUCCCCCUUCUUUGCCCUAUAUGUGAACGCCGACUCCAAGAACUCCAGCUGCAACAUCAUCCAGAUUGACCAGCCAGGAUUGGGCCUGCCUUCCAGAGAUUUUUAUCUCAAUAAGACACAGAAUGAGAAGGUGCUGACAGGGUACCUGGACUUCAUGGUGGAGCUGGGGAUGCUGGUUGGCGGGCAGGACGAGGCUGGCACCCGGAGGCAGAUGCAGGAGCUCCUGGAUUUCGAGACCACCCUGGCCAACAUCUCCACCCCCCUGGAGAAGCGCCGGGACGAGGAGCAGAUCUACCACAAGAUCACCGCCGGGGAGAUGAAGAGCCUGGCCCCUGCGGUGGACUGGAUGCCCCUCCUGAACGCCGUCUUCUACCCGGUGGAGAUCAACGAGUCGGAGCCGGUGGUGGUCUACGCCAAGGAAUACCUCGAACAAGUCUCCUACCUCAUCCUCAACACGGACGCGCGCAUCUUGCACAAUUACGUGGUCUGGCAGCUGGUGAGGAAAGGGGCCGCCUUGCUGGACGAGCGUUUCCAAGACGCGGAGGAGAAGUUCCUGGAGGUCAUGUACGGGUCUAAGAAGACCUGCCUCCCUCGCUGGAAGUACUGCAUCAGCGACAUAGACAACAACCUCGGCUUUGCCCUGGGCGCCAUGUUUGUCAGAGCCACUUACGCCGAAGACAGCAAAGCCGCCGCUGAAAUGAUGAUUUCGGAGAUCAAGCAAGCCUUUGAGGAGAGUUUGGCCGGCCUCCGCUGGAUGGACGAAGAGACCCGGAAAUCGGCCAAGGAGAAGGCCGACGCCAUCUACGACAUGAUCGGGUACCCCAAGUUCAUCAUGGACCCCAAGGAGCUGGACAAAGUCUUCAACGACUAUGACGCCGUCCCCGACCUCUACUACGAGAACGUCAUGCAGUUCCUCAACUUUUCCGCCCGAGUGGCUGCUGACCAGCUCCGGAAACCCCCCAACCGCGACCAGUGGAGCAUGACUCCUCCGACGGUGAACGCCUAUUAUUCCCCCACUAAGAAUGAAAUCGUCUUCCCAGCCGGGAUCUUGCAGACCCCCUUCUACACCCGAAAUUCCCCCAAGGCCCUCAAUUUUGGUGGGAUCGGCGUAGUGGUGGGCCAUGAAUUGACUCACGCCUUUGACGAUCAAGGCCGGGAGUACGACAAGGACGGCAACCUGCGUCCGUGGUGGAAAAACUCCUCGGUGGAAGCCUUCAAGAAGCAGACGGAGUGCAUGGUGGAGCAGUACGGAAACUACACCGUCAACGGGGAGGCCAUCAAUGGGAAGCACACCUUGGGGGAGAACAUCGCCGACAACGGGGGGCUCAAAGCCGCCUACCGGGCUUAUCAGAACUGGGUGAGGAAGAACGGAGAGGAGGAGACGCUGCCCACGCUGGGCCUCAGCAACUACCAGCUCUUCUUCGUUGGGUUCGCCCAGGUCUGGUGCUCCGUCCGCACCCCAGAGAGUUCGCACGAAGGACUUGUCACCGAUUCCCAUAGUCCGUCCCGCUUCCGGGUCACCGGGACCAUCUCCAACUCACGGGAGUUUUCGGAGCACUUCCGUUGCCGGACGGGGUCCCCGAUGAACCCCCCGCGGAAGUGCGAAGUCUGGUGAAGCUUCUUUCUUGACGCCAAGGAGAAAAGGGAAGCCGGGGAGGGAGGACUGUGGGGGACCCCAACCGGGACAGGGCUCGCUUCAAGCCUUCCUCUGUUUCAAGGAGCAAAGCGGGACUCUGGGACCCUCCUUCCUUCCUUUGGUUCUUAUCUUAUCACACUAAGGGAUGCCUUUCUUUGCCGGAAGGGAUCCCUGGUCCAAAGUGCCACCUGAACUGAUGCACUGUGAAACUCCCCCAAAAAACCAAACCAAGGCUUCUUGAACUGCCAGGAUGGUGAUCCUGUGUAUCCCAACUUGCUGGAAGCACGUAAGACAGGCACCUGUCCUUUUCUAAGAAGGACUGACUAGUUGGUUUCCAUGCCCUUACAGGGGGAAAUGGGCUUUUCUUAUCUUGCAUGGGCUUGGAAGCACUGUUUGUCUGACUCCAAGCCUCCUCCGCUCACCAACAACACCUGCAAGGACAACCACCGAGAAGAGAGGAGAAGUUAUAUUUUGCUCGUGUCCUUAAGCAAAGCCUGCCUCACCACCAAAAUCACAUAUGAACAUACAAAGACACACACACACCGUGCCGAAACGUUUUGUAAGAUAUUCUGGGGGACGUGUUGCUUUUUUAAAUCUUGCGGAACACUGGAAAUUUCAGGGAAAAUGUAUCGAAGUUAGAUAUAUAUAUAUAUAUAUAUAUAUAUAAUUACUCUCUGUGUGUGUGUGUGUGUGUGUGUAUAUAUAUAUAUAUAUAUAUAUAUAUAUAUAGAGUGAGUGGGUUGGUAUAUUUAUUACUAUGUGUGUGUAUGCAAGAGCAUCCACUCUGCUUAAAACCAAAGGGCAACACCAGGAGGUCUUAAUGUGGGUCUUGUCGCUCUCUCCCAUCCCUUUCCAAAACUCCAGACCCCGGCUCCCUUUGUUUGGAAGAGCCUAAAUGUGGGGAAAGUACCUUUUGAACUACAACUCCGGGGGUCGGGUGGACACCAUCCUGCGUAGCUACAAUCUGUAUUGACUGGGAUGAGAUAGAAUUGGGGGAGUUGUUGUUUGGAAAAGGAACCUUAAGAUACAGGGAGAAUCUCUACAAAAUGAACAUCAGCCUCCGUAGGAAAUCCCAUGGAGUCAGCAGUGGCUCCAUCACUUACUGCAGCCACCAGCUUGCAAUUCACCAUACGCUUUCCGCAAAGGCCUUGCAAGGUCUUCUUCCAGUUGCUUUAUGGUAAGAUGCACCCAUUCCAAACUUGCCAUUCUGUGGCUGGCCCAACAAUACAGACCCCACCAUCUCCAUCCUUGGGAGCUGUCUGUUUUAUGGGAAAGAGAAGUGUUUUGCCAUUUCCUUCGGAACCAAGCUCCUUCCCUUGUUCUGGCGGAUCCAGAGUCACAAGAGAGAAAUUGGACCCUCCAGAAGGUAUCCUCAAAAGCCUUGUUGAAGAAAUCACCAGCAGUUUGUUUGCCCAAACACACCUUUUGGGUGAAGCCCACCCGCCUACCUGAAGUCCACUUCUGUGGCCUUUGCUUGCUAACAGUUAGCAAAUUUAGAAGAGAGACCAAAAUGGAGCCUUAUUAUGAGAUUCACCUGUGGCCUUGUCAGGGGACUCUGCCAUUCGGAGCGGUCGGGGGCAAAACAUGGAGACCGUGGUCACAGAUGGAAGACCCUUUGUCCUCUGGCUCUUGCAGGCCAACUUCCUUGAAGAAAAGGGUGAUGUCCGUUCUUCCUUCCUUCUCCUUUCGGCGUGUGGGGCCAGCGGCUCCUGCGAACCCCAAAAUGGGCUGAACUCCACUUGUGCGACUGUGUUUGCCAGGAACGAAAGAUCUCUUCUACCUUUUAAUUUUUCUAGCCAGGCUUUUGUGCCUGGAAUUGAAGGAAGAAGGAAGAAGGCAGGGCUGUCAUAUUGAGGCAGGUGCCUCUGCAAAAACAGAGAGGCCUUCUUUCCCAAGAGUUUGCAAGACCUGGGCUUCUGCGGCUUAACAAUUCGGCUUACGCUUCGCUCUCCUUUGGGGCUUUGAGAAAGUAGAAACCCCAUCGCAAGGUCUUGUGUGGGCCUUUCCUUCAGCAAGCCUUUGGUCGUGGAGGAAUUGAUCUACUUCAAUGUCACUUGCUGAACUUCAUAGGGUUGUGAAGCUGCCACAACUCCACUGGGACUGAUGUGGGUGCGCAGGGAGGCCAAAAAGGAUUCCUUGGCAGAGCAAGAGCUCAGAAACCCUUCUUCUCACGCUGACACACACACACACACACACACGCUGUGUUCCUCAAGAGUGCCUUGUGAAAGUGAGAUGGGAAACAACACCCAAAUUGCAAAAAAUGAUGCUGGGGAGAGAUGCAGAGAAGAAGAUGUGAGGUUGCAGAUUGGAGAGCUGUGUGGCGUUCCUUCCAGUGCCUUAAUGCCAGGGCUGCCCUUGAAAAGCAAAGCGAUCCUGGGCCCAUAGCAGAAGCACACAGUGCCUGAGAUCGGAGGCUGGGUGGGAAAGCCCUCCAGACGCCUUUUGUCCUUAUUUUAGGUAUUUUAAGAGUAUUCCUGUAUGAUCCCCCAGCCCAGAAUGGCUCCAAAGGUGCUGAUCGAGUAAAAGCCAAUUGAAGCGAUGCAAAGAUAGAACGGCUUUUAAGAUGGCCUCCUGCUCCUGUCAACACCAAAGAGAAUGGCUAAAUGGAAGGGAUGGUGGGGGAUAAGAGUCCACACUGUCUGCCCCAAAGCAAAUGGAAAACAUGGACUGUGUUGAUCUGCAGCCAAUAAAAAGUGCUCUCACACAAAUGCUGUCAUCGCCCCAAGUUCCUUGGGAGCCGCGGCAGUUAAAGCACUAUCAAACCGCAUUAAUUUUGCAGUGGAGACGCAGCCUGAGUCUGGGUUGAAGAUCAGGAAAGAAGGCUCCCAGGCCAAGGGAGGGUCUCCGUGGUGGAUCUUGUAAUACUGUACUGACAUGUUUGGGGUUGGGAGGAGACUAUUAAAGCUUCUUUGUUGUCAUCUCCACUCAUUUUUGGAUGAUUGUAAUUUGGAAAUAAAAAAGCUUUUAUUGGGUUUUAUACAACCAGG